Sycon ciliatum is the source of this 4176-nucleotide messenger RNA. RefSeq lists its product as uncharacterized. Lineage: Eukaryota; Metazoa; Porifera; Calcarea; Leucosolenida; Sycettidae. Gene Ontology annotation, biological process: protein phosphorylation. The record is from RefSeq and is a predicted model, not a curated record. Bases 80 to 3733 code for a protein of 1217 amino acids. The transcript has 2 exons. Gene Ontology annotation, molecular function: ATP binding; protein binding; protein serine/threonine kinase activity.
UCAGCCCUCGCCAGCAGGGAUACUUCGCUCACAGCCAACAUUCCAGUACCCUAAGUCUCCUGGCUCACCAGGGUAUUCAAUGUUUGGUACAGGUUCUGGCAGGCCAUACCGUAUACCCCACCAGGCAUCACCAAGCAUCACAAUGCUCUGCAACGGCCAAGAGGUCAUUGUACGCAUCGGAAACUUUCGCCAUGAUACGGCAACUGUGGAGCUUCGCACCAUGCCAGUGAAUCCUGGUCACCUGCAUGUGUGGCAGCUGGCAGCGACACUCAACUUCUCAUCUCUCCCAUCUCCAUGCAAACAGAGUGACACGUUCCGACCAUCUCUCGCUGUAAGUCCAACACAGACUGACCUGAUUUUCUUUGGGUUCGGUCCUCAUCCACUGUGCAAUCAAGUAUUCGUGUGGACAGAGGACACACUUCACAAACUAAACAUCACAGGCGGUGAACGGGUUGCUCACUAUCUGCAUUCAAUAGCAGCUCUCCCGUACAACGUUGAUGGAAAGUCCAAGAAGCCCUAUCGACUCCUCUCCUAUGGUGGGUUAUUGUGUGAUUCUCUUCGGGCUAAACUACGUGAGAACUGCAUUGCGUCGAAUGUCUUUUGGCAAUUAGUUAUCCACAAUUCCAGCAAGGAGGGAACAUGGCAGCAAGUACAGGUCACGGAUACCUGGAUGAACCCACCAGCCUUAGUCGCACCAACACUUUUGAGCGCAGGUAGCUCGAUCAUCUUAACUAGUGGUUUCACUGAAACAUACUAUCAACUAAAAAGGAACGAGCGACUAUGGACUCUCAACUUUGACCAUGAUGGAAAUGGAAGCAUUUUUCUCUGGAGUCGCUUCACACCGUUUUUCAGCCGCCUGCGGCAGACAGAAUCGCUAAUAGUUCCAAUAAAGGCCGCCUAUAUCCAAGCAACAGCUACACUGCUACUGCUCAACAUAGAAGAUAACAUAAUCCGGCAGAUGACUUGUUCCACUUCACAGAAGUCUAUGAACUGCAACAACAGAUACGGGGUUCUUGUAAAUCACAUUCCUGCGAUUGUAUCAAUAUCAAACUUCCUAGUGACAACGGCUGUACUUCCAGUGUUUGGAAAUGAGCAAAUAGUUAUCGAGCUCAUUAUACAGCCUGUUUCAAAUCUUUCAUUUCCAGAAGCAACCAGAGGAUCCUACAUCCUAUUCAACAGCCAUCAGAGACAAGUUAAGUUCCCAGGUGAAAGUGGCUGCGCAGAUUCACAGUCAAUCAUCCUGGUGUCAGCGGACAGCAGAGAAACAGUAACAACACUAGCUGGAUGGUGUCCGCCAAAGUGGACUCGGCCCAUAAAUGCACACGUAGCGAUGUAUAAGGACAUAACUGUUUUUUGGACGAUGACUGCGCCAGGCUCGGAAUACAACAUUCAGAUGCAGCAAAGAAAUUCCUCGAUGGGAAGAAAUGAAGUACAUGUACAAGGAAGGCGACUGGUUCAACUAGCAAAAAACAAUGUUAUUGUAAGUGGUGGUGGUGACAGAAAAGAUAUUUGUAGAUCCAUUCCUCGACGCGUGGAGUGCUGGAAUACCCAAACUAACGAGGUGCACAGAGUCAAUCACACCAUAGAGAAAAUGCCAGGGCCACUGGUGUACCACGCAGCAAUGCAGCACAAUGCAACAAGUAUAAUAGUGUAUGGUGGCUUCCUCUCUCUGUGCACAGAGCAUGAUAGCAGCCAGUCAGACAUCUGGUUAUUGUCCUUCCACAAUCUUGAUCAGUGCCAAGGGACAUGGACUGAGCUUAGUCACAAAGUUCAACACGGACAACUAGCAGCACGGGCAGGGCACACAGUAGCUACAGUUGAUGGCUUGCAUUACAUAUUCGGCGGCCACCUCAACAGAUCAUACUGCGAGGAAUCACUGACCGUGCUCAACGUUUCAGCAGAUGCAAACACCAUCACCAUUCACAAGCUUGGCCUCUCUACCUGUUUACAAACUCGUAGCUACUCGACAUUGGUGCAUUACACCGAAAACGGACUACUGCUGUUCGGAGGAACAAAUACGUUACUGAGCGAAGAUGAGCUAUCCAUAGCAUACCUCGUACAAUUCACCUUUGGAGAUUUGCAGCAAACUGCACAAGCAGUAGCGUUCUUCAGGCAUGAGCCAAUCACUAACCAUGAGAUUGUUACAGGUAGCAAUGUGCUCUACAUUUUGUCAGGCGUACGUCCAAGUCACCUCAGAACGGAAGAGAGAUCGCCGGCAUACAGCAAUCCCCACUAUUCAACAAUACAGCGCCGUCACCUCUGCCCUGUUGGACAGGAAAGAACCGACAACGACACCUGCCAGCCAUGCCCGACAGGAUACUACUCAGAUACACUACAAGGCAACUGUACCGAGUGCGAAGGAUACUCAACGACAAACGGCACAGGUUCGUGGCAGUGCUACAUGCCCUCUCCGUGCAAGUCAACAACAUGCCAUGGGCACGGGACCUGUACAGUGGAGGAUUUCCAGGCCUCGUGUACAUGCCACUUUGGAUACGUGCCCUACGAUCAGUGUCAAAUACCGCUGGUCUACCUUGGCAUCACUGCUGUAAUGCUGGUUACCACUCUUGCAUUGGCAUACGCCAUCCUCAAGUACAAGCAACGCAAUCGCCAGCUGAACGCAAAGGAGAAAGAGCUACAGGACAAGCACAAAGAGCUGCGCGUUUCGCAGAAGAAGCUGCACCAGAUCAACACUGGUGCGCGCAUACAAUGGUCGCAGCUGACCCGCCGACAGCGCCUCGCCAAAGGGCGCUUCUCGCAAGUCUGGCUCGCUGAGCUGUCAGACAUGCUGGUAGCUGUCAAGCUACUGCCCGCGUACACAGGCAGGAAUUCUCACACAGAUGAGUUUGUGCAAGAAGCAGAGGUGCUCCGAUCCAUACGCCAUCCUAACAUCGUAAUCUUCCUGGGAGCCGGUCAAGAUCCUGCUACCAGGCGGCCAUUCUUCGUGAUGGAGUUCCUGAAAAGAGGAUCGCUGUAUGGCGUUCUUCACGACACAUCCAAUGUCUUCACUCACCAAGACCACCUUCGUUUCGGACUGGACACAGCAAAGGGUAUGGCAUACCUACACGCAACAAAUCCACCGCGCAUACACAGAGAUCUCAAGAGUCCAAACUUGCUCGUCAGUGACAAGUGGGUGGUGAAGAUUGCCGACCUGGAGACCUCACGUUUCAUGGCGAUAUUCGAGCAAGACAAACCCCAGAAGCAAUGCCGCAGCACAGCAACAGCCGCCGCCUCCAACACACCCUCGUGUAAUCAAGAAACGCGCGACGCCAAGCCCUGCAACGACAUGGAGAUGACUGAACAAUCACAAAACGAUAACACCAGCAUCAGCACUAGCAGCAUGACUGUGCCUCUGCUCACCAACAUCGCAACCAACCAUGGCGAGACAUACCAACAUUACUCAGCCAAGGUUCUGACACGCGGUGUUGGCACACUCUGCUGGUCCUCACCAGAGUGUUUAAAACAGGAGAGCUAUGAUGAAAAAACCGACAUCUACAGCUACGGUGUAGUCUUGUGGGAAAUCUUCACCCGACAACUGCCAUAUAGCCACCUUAGUACGGAAGAAGAGAUUGUGAAAGAAAUCGUUGAUGGCCGUGGUCUUCCACUACCCGCCCAUAUGCCCUACGACUAUCGCCACCUCAUCGAGGCAUGCAUGCGCACGGAGCAAACGUCACGACCGGCCUUCCCCGAAAUCAUUGCACGACUCGAGGAGCAGCAAAUCACCGUCGCGCAGUGAGUGCGGCAGAUACGAGCAUGGGCACUGCAAUGGCACCCACGAUUCGCCAUGCUCCACUACUGCCCAUAGGCCCCGGGCGCAAUGAGUGCGGCAGAUACAGGCACUGCUACUGUAAUGCCAGACACAAUUCGCCAUGCUCCUCAGCUGCCCAUAGGCCCAGUUGAACAGCAGCCACAAACGAACUGAUCAUGUCAAUGGGUCUGCCUGAUACAGAUCACUCUACACAGCAUAUGACAUUAAUGCAUCUCCACAGAAAAUUCCUUUCACACAGCAACGCCGAGAAGGUUACAGACCCAGCGGUGAGAAUCAUCUGCAUACGUGUGUUUUAAAAGACUCUCCUUUUUAUUGCACAGAACAUCUUGCACAGGUGCCAUGCAUUAUGCAUUUAGAAUAUUUUUUAAAUCAUUUCUACCCACAAACACAAAACACUACUUACUGCUGAU